AUCGGGGUCCGGAGAGAACCUCCUAUCCAGCCGAGCGGUGCCUGUCUCGAGAUUAUUGCGGAAAUGGGCUGGGCAAAGUGUUUGUCGUACCGUUGGGCUUGGAAAAAAAGAUGGCGAGGGCCGGAUGGAGCCAGUGCUUCCACGUCUUCUGGGCCCGCGGUGGGGAAUCAUGCGACGUUACAGGUACGGCGGUAACAGUACAGGCUGCAGGGAAAAUAGAAGCAAAAUCGAUCACAGCAGAAGCGCAGUUGUGUACGCCCGCGAUUGCGCUGUCAGCAAAUCAGCAAGAAUUGGAAGGGAACUCGAAGCAGGCGUAGCAGCAAGGAAAUGCGCCACAGGCCCGAAGGUUCCUUCCCGCUGCUUUACUUCGCAAGACACCUCAGCAACGCUGUGGCGAAGAGUGCAAACGCAGGGGAUGCGACAGCUCGAGGAACGGCGAGGAGUUGCGUCCAGUCUGACGGCGGGAUCCCGUCGGCUUGGAGCCAAGGAACCGGCCAACCACAGCUGGGCUGUAGAUUUGGGAUUUGCGAACGUGUGGUGUCGCUGUACACUACUGUAUGCAGUGUGUGUCUUGGAUCAAGGAGAGAUCUCGGUCCGCAUGGCAUGCCGGCUUUUUGUUGGCUCGUCGGGCUUGCUUUUAGCUCGCCCUUGCGGGCGAAGUGCUGACCCGGCAGGCCAACCAGUGUGCCUGGAUCCCGAGGAGGCUGGCUGCCUGGCGUGGUGCAGCCCAUGCGAUGUCUUCCCAGAUUAGUCGCUCCAAAUGCAGGUUCGGCGGCACAGGCGAUGAAUCAGCCGCAAAAGUUGCUGUGGAAUGUGUCUGUUCUGUUGUUCGCAAGCUUUUGUGCAGGGCCACCGACGAAAAUCUGUGCGACGGUUGGGUUUAAGAGCUGCUAAAGCUGUUCAAGUAGCGUUGGAUAGCCAUUGAAUGCUCGACGGGAGGUUAUCGGCGGGGCUUCCAUCUGAUUCAGGCGCACCUCUCGCUCGAUGCUCGAUGAUCGAUGACUCGACCUCGAGUGAACAAGGAACUUUACAAGAGCUGCCGACGGAAGGCGGGGCGCUGGCAAGGUU
This is a messenger RNA of Parathielavia appendiculata, 1068 nucleotides long. RefSeq lists its product as uncharacterized. The transcript has a single exon. NCBI's taxonomy places the organism in Eukaryota, Fungi, Ascomycota, Sordariomycetes, Sordariales, Chaetomiaceae. The record is from RefSeq and is a predicted model, not a curated record. The coding region runs from base 125 to 751 and encodes 208 amino acids.